AUGAGGAAGGUAGACGGGAUAGAGCAUCCAACAUACGCGGCUGCAGCCGUCGCGAUGGGACUUGUGGAAGACGACCGAGCUAUGUUGGCGUGCAUGGCUGAAUCAGCAACAUUGGACACUCCAGUCCAGCUUCGUUACCUUUUUGUGACAAUGCUAUUGCACUGUGAGAUCACAAACCCGCUGGCAUUGUAUCAAGCCAGCGAACCUCACAUGUUGCAAGACUUCAACCACCGAUUGAAAGACAUUGGCCGCGCGAGGGCUGCGUGUUUGGACGCAAUCAACAGGAUGCUUCGUGGUCACGGAAAAUCGCUUGCGGACUACGGUUUGCCACUACCGGACGUCACAUUGCUGGAAGAAGAUCCGGACGAUGACAUGUUUGGUGCUAUAGACACGGCGGUGCGCUGGACCGUACAAUUGGACAAUUUGAACGACGAACAACGGACAGUGUUCAAUCGUGUGAUGGCAGCCGUAGACGACAACAGAAACAUAUCAAAACUUUUCUACAUUGACGGUCCCAGAGGAACAGGUAAAACAACACUAUACGGAUGCCUCAUAUGGUCGCUUCGCAACCAAGGGCGAUCCGUGUUAUCCGUGGCUUUUACAGGAAUCGCUGCGUCGCUCAUGGACGGGGGCAUGACAGUGCACUCGACGUUUGGAUUGCCGUUCGGUACACUGAACGACGAUUCGACGUCGACCAUCACCUUGCAGUCGUUGCGUGCUCAGAGGAUACGUGACGCAGCACUCAUUGUCUGGGACGAAGCGCCCAUGUCUCCGGGACUACAACUCACAGUGGUCAAUAGGUUACUCCAGGACAUCAUGGGUUCAGAAUUGCCGUUCGGCGGUAAACCGGUACUAUUCGCUGGUGACUUCAGGCAGAUUCUACCUGUUGUGCGCAGGGGAACAAGGAGUGACAUUGUCAGGUCAUCUAUCAAAUACAACUCUUUGUGGCGCAACCUGGAACAGUUCAAUUUGACACGGAACAUGCGCGCUGAUAACGACGCUGACUUUGCAACAUGGUUGCUUCAGCUCGGGAGUGGCCAAUUGCCAGCGGUCGACGGUGUUCAGGACACUGUUGUAAUACCCCGGGAAAUGGUAUGUGAAGUCAAUAAUUUGAUUGAUUUUGUUUUUCCACAGCAAAUGUCGUUGGCUAACGUCAACGAGUUUGCUCGGAAAAUAAUUUUAUGUCCCAGGAACGACGAAUGCAGGCAAGUCAAUUAUACGGUGUUACAACGCAUUGAAGGAGUUCACCGAACCUAUACAGCCAUAGACACUGUGGUGGUAGACGACCCCGACGAAGUGGCCAAUUAUCCGACAGAGUUUCUCAACACUCUGGAACCAGACGGACUGCCGCCGUAUAACUUGACACUAAAGGUCGGUUCUAUUGUCAUGUUGCUUAGGAACCUAGAUUCAAAGAGACGUCUUUGCAAUGGUACACGGUUGGUUGUUACUGAACUGCGACGAUACAACUUCAAAGCGAGGAUGUUGUCUGGUGGUGCACAGGAAGAUAUAGUCAUACCUGCAAUACCACUCACGUCGAGUGGUGAAGACGACAUGUCCAUUAUAAUGCGACGAGUGCAAUUUCUCGUACGUUUGUCGUUUGCUAUGACCAUUAACAAGUCACAGGGUCAAACAUUCGAUAGAGUUGGAUUGCUCCUGCCUUCACCGGUGUUCAUGCACGGACAACUAUAUGUAGCGUUUUCACGAACUUCAUGUUCAAGAACUUUAUGA
Acyrthosiphon pisum (pea aphid) is the source of this 1728-nucleotide messenger RNA. Its product is annotated as ATP-dependent DNA helicase pif1-like. Gene Ontology annotation, biological process: DNA repair; telomere maintenance. The transcript has a single exon. Bases 1 to 1728 code for a protein of 575 amino acids. The record is from RefSeq and is a predicted model, not a curated record. Gene Ontology annotation, molecular function: DNA helicase activity. NCBI's taxonomy places the organism in Eukaryota, Metazoa, Arthropoda, Insecta, Hemiptera, Aphididae.